CCGGUUGGAGCUUCGUCAUUUAUGGGUCAGAAUAUUCCGGUUGGAGCAUUGUCAUUCAUGGCGGAAGAUAAAUGUAUAGGAUGUAGAUGAAAAUGCAAAUUUGAUUCAUUUAGGAUAAUUUAUAUCCUUAAAAAGUAACACACUGCUUUGUCAUUGUAAAUGCUUAUCUUAAUUAACAACUGUGACGGGGUUUUGCCGUUUAAACUCGAAUUAUUCGCAGUAAACGGAGGUAAACACGGCGGCUACAUUAUAUAACACUCCGAAUUAACAACUGUAUGGACAUAAGCGAACGCUGAUAGAAAAUUCAUCAUGGAGAAAGAUGCAAAUACAACAGUUAUGAAACAAUGUGGAAUAUGUGACACCAAAUGUGUAUACUCUGCGAUUGAAACCACCUUUAUGUUGGGAGUUGUGUCUAAUUUGCUUAUUGUGUACAUUGUUGUAAAAGAAAAAAGGCUGCAUGACCCCACCCUUAUUGGAAUAGCAGGACUGGCAGUCUCUGAUGCCAUCUUCCUUUUCUUGAGACUUCUAAAACCCAUUGAGGAGGUGAUUAGAGUGUCAACUUGUGAGAAUGGCACUGACAAGGCUAUAGGAACCAAGUGGUACUACAGCAUCCGAACGUCAGCAUGGGCCGCAGCAAAUACACACGUGGCCAUGUUGGCAGUCAUUCGCUACAUAACGUUGGUGUACCCUAUAAAGUCUCAUUUAAUUCUGACAAUCAAAAGGAUACUGUUGGCAUCAUUUUGGAUAUGGCUGUUUAGUUUGGCAUUCGUUGGAACUUUGUCAGUUCUUAUGGCCUAUAACCUCAUCCCCGGAUGGCAAUCUCACGAGUAUGUGCUAAUCUUAUGGACCUGUGUGUACAUUAUGCCAGUCACUGUAACUACAAUCCUUCAUUGGAGGAAAGUGAUUCUGGUAAGAAGAAGUGCCAACACGUAUUCUACCGACCGCCAAAUAAAGAAUAUACGGCGCAUGUCCAAGCUUGUGAUCCUCGUAGUGAUCUUAGCGACUGUGCUUCCUCUCCCGCGAUUCAUUAACAAAAUUCUAAUAGCGAUAAACAUGAACAGAAGACUGGAUAUAUCUAAAGAGUUUUUACGGCAUUUUAAAGGAGUGUCCGAUAUUUUAUUCCUUGUGAAUCAUUCCAUAAAUCCCAUUCUGUAUGGAUUUCUUAGUCAAAGAGUUAGGAAGUCUUUGCAAAAAGUGUUUUGUAAGAUAGCUGUUCACAACCAAAGGAGCGACAGGGAUCGAUCCGGAGAUCGGUCGUCAGAAAACCGCGGGAUAGGUGUGAAUCCAAAAUGCAUAGGCGAUAACGAUGUGAAAACACUGUGUGGUGCAACUAACGAGGGGAAUGUUACUUUAGAAAAGUAUAAGCGACGACCGAAGGCCAGUACGUCUAGUACAAGUACAAUUGAAAGCUGUAUUAGCAGCAUCAGUGAUGUAGUGUAACUUCAAAAUCUGCAGACGACAAAUUAAAUAUUCACUUUUUGAAUGUUGUCUUUAGUACUAAGUGUGUAUAUAAAUGGUAUCGUUAUUAUGCUAUGGGCAUACUAUUCAAAACCCAGUAUAUUUUGAAUGUCUAGCUGUUAUACAGCUUUUAUAUGUAUAUUGUAUAAUAAUUAUGUAUUUAUAUUUAUAUUCUUAAUAAGGCGUCUUAUAAAUUUCUGUAAUUGUCUUUCAAAUUUUAAUUGAAAUGUUUCAAAUUACAAUAAAACA
This is a messenger RNA of Mya arenaria, 1707 nucleotides long. Its product is annotated as somatostatin receptor type 4-like. NCBI's taxonomy places the organism in Eukaryota, Metazoa, Mollusca, Bivalvia, Myida, Myidae. The record is from RefSeq and is a predicted model, not a curated record. Gene Ontology annotation, cellular component: membrane. Gene Ontology annotation, biological process: G protein-coupled receptor signaling pathway. Bases 310 to 1440 code for a protein of 376 amino acids. Gene Ontology annotation, molecular function: G protein-coupled receptor activity. The transcript has a single exon.